GGUUAGUCCCGCCCAAUCUGCUCUUUCGCUUUUUGGAAGGGCUUCUGCUUUGGCAUUUAUCACGGGCUGUCUGCCUCACUUACAAAGCAGGGUGCCCCUAGCACACUGCCGGGCCCCAGGGGGAACCCACUUGGGGAAGUGAAGCAAAGCGAAUUGCGUGUGGCAGGAAGCAGCGCGCUUUCCCACGGCGCCACGGGAGCGCACGGAUAGACUGAUAGGCGCUGGGAAGAGGCGGUCGGCGCGCCGCGUCACCUUCCAAGCUCCGCCCGCCAGAAGCGCCUUCUAAGCUCGUUCUUCCGGUUGCCUUCUUCCUCUCUUCCUUUCUCCGCCAUCGUGGUGUGGGCAUUACUCCGUUUCUCGCCAUGUCUUCUCACAAGACUUUCAGGAUUAAGCGAUUCCUGGCCAAGAAACAAAAGCAAAAUCGUCCCAUUCCCCAGUGGAUUCGGAUGAAAACUGGUAAUAAAAUCAGGUACAACUCCAAAAGGAGACAUUGGAGAAGAACCAAACUUGGUCUGUAAGAAAUUACACAUGUGAUGGCACACAUAUUUAUGCUGUCUGUAGGUCACAGUCGUGUUACCAAAUCAAGCUGAAAAAUGUCACCGCCAUCUGGAGAAGUUUGAACAGUUUCCUUUCUGUAUCUGUUAUGAAGGCAUUAGUACAACGCACAGUGCUUCCAUUAUUCAUGUUAAAAAAAAAAAAAAACAAGGUUUUGGUUGCCUGGGUUCAGUAAUAAAUAUGUGAGACCUUUCACUUCUAUUGCUGUUG
This is a messenger RNA of Sapajus apella (tufted capuchin), 765 nucleotides long. It is a transcript of the gene RPL39, whose product is annotated as ribosomal protein L39. Gene Ontology annotation, molecular function: structural constituent of ribosome. Bases 363 to 518 code for a protein of 51 amino acids. The record is from RefSeq and is a predicted model, not a curated record. Gene Ontology annotation, biological process: translation. Lineage: Eukaryota; Metazoa; Chordata; Mammalia; Primates; Cebidae. Gene Ontology annotation, cellular component: cytosolic large ribosomal subunit; ribosome. The transcript has 3 exons.